This is a messenger RNA of Uncinocarpus reesii 1704, 1857 nucleotides long. RefSeq lists its product as uncharacterized. Gene Ontology annotation, molecular function: calcium ion binding; GTP binding; GTPase activity. The record is from RefSeq and is a predicted model, not a curated record. The transcript has 3 exons. Lineage: Eukaryota; Fungi; Ascomycota; Eurotiomycetes; Onygenales; Onygenaceae. Gene Ontology annotation, biological process: regulation of mitochondrion organization; mitochondrion organization; small GTPase-mediated signal transduction. Gene Ontology annotation, cellular component: mitochondrial outer membrane. Bases 1 to 1857 code for a protein of 618 amino acids.
AUGGGCACAGCUUACUCAUACGAUGGAUUGGCAGUUCGGAUAUGCGUUUGUGGGGAUGAAGGGACUGGGAAAUCUAGCUUGAUCACCUCCCUAGUAAAGGGAGUAUUUGUGACAAACAAAAUACAGCCGGUGCUUCCUCAAGUUACGAUUCCACCGACGAUUGGCACGCCCGAAAAUGUGACCACUACCACCAUCGUCGACACCUCCGCCUUACCCCAAGAACGAAACAACCUCGCCAAGGAACUUCGCAAAUCCAAUGUGAUACUACUGGUAUACUCAGACCAUUAUAGCUAUGAAAGAGUUGCGCUAUUUUGGCUGCCAUACUUCCGGUCCUUGGGUGUCAAUGUUCCAGUUGUGUUAUGUGCCAAUAAGUCAGACUUGACACCGGAGGGAAGUAGUCAACAGACGGUAGAGGACGAAAUGCUACCAAUAAUGACUGAAUUCAAAGAGAUUGACUCUUGCAUACGAAGUAGCGCUAGGGAACAUCGGAAUGUGAAUGAAGCCUUCUUCUUGUGUCAAAAGGCGGUCACCUAUCCUAUCGCCCCUCUGUUUGAUUCAAAAGAAUCAGUUUUGAAACCGGCAGCCGUGAAUGCCCUGCAACGCAUCUUCUACCUAUGUGACAAAGACCACAAUGGGUACUUGAGCGAUAGAGAAAUUGACGAUUUCCAGGUAAAAUGUUUUGGGAAACCGUUGAAUGACGAUGACCUCGCGCAUAUAAAAGAGACUAUUCAAAGGACGUGCCCUGGCUCGGUCACCCCGUCAGGAAUAGAUUCUCAAGGAUUUUUACAUCUUAACAAGUUAUACGUGGAAAAAGGUCGACAUGAAACUGUCUGGAUCAUUCUUCGCGCCUUUCAAUAUACCGACAACCUGUCAUUGCAGGAAGAUUUUCUUCAUCCUCGACUGGAGGUUCCUCCUUUUGCUUCAGCAGAGCUCUCCCCUGCCGGUUAUCGCUUUUUCGUUGAUUUGUUUUUGCUUUGUGAUAAGGACAACGACGGCGGCUUGAAUGAUGCUGAGCUUGCUUCUCUGUUUGCCCCUACUCCGGGCCUUCCAACCUCUUGGGCCGAUGGUUCCUUCCCGUCGUCUACAGUGCGAAACGAGGCUGGGCACUAUCUCACCUAUCUCGGCUUCGAGUCCACUGACCGUAGCAACCCUUCGACCACGGCGGCAUUGAAAAUCACAAAGCCACGCAAACGGCGGCGACGGCCCGGGCGAGUUGGGCGUAAUGUUGUGCUCUGUCAUGUUUUGGGUGCACCGGGGUCCGGCAAGUCCGCGCUUCUCGAUGCGUUCCUCUCCCGUGGGUUUGGCCCUACAUCCCACCCAACAAUUCAACCUAGCACGGCGGUGAAUACAGUGGAACUUCCAGGCGGUCGUCAAUGCUACUUGAUUCUCGAUGAGCUUGGCGAGUUGGAGCCUGCGAUAUUAGACAAUAAGACGAAACUUUUAGACCAAUGCGACGUGGUCGCAUAUACUUAUGAUUCAUCUGACCCCGACUCUUUUGCUUAUAUCCCAACUCUCCGCGCGAAAUAUCCACACCUUGAGGAGCUCCCAAGCGUCUUUAUUGCUUUGAAAGCUGACCUGGACCGCACGACCCAGCGUGCUGAAAGUCAACCUGAUGAGUAUACCAGCCGAUUAAACAUGCCCGGCCCUCCUUUACAUGUCAGCGUGACCUGGAACUCGAUCCAGGAACUAUUUGUACAUAUUGCAGAAGCAGCCAUGGAGCCCAGCACUGCAUUCCCAAGGUCAGAAGAAGAUGUGGAAGGGAAAUGGAUGGCUUGGGGCAUUGCGCUUGGAGCCAUCGUUUGCGCUGGAGCUGCGGCUGUUGUCAUAUGGCGCCGCGUGUCGGGAAGCGCCAAUUGA